AUGAGCGGAGCGACGCUGAAGAAAAUUGCGAAGAAAAGUGGUAUCAUUCAGAAGUACAUCAGCAACCCUUUGUUGCUGAAUGGGUUCAAAUGCGAUCUACGACUGUAUGUUCUGACUCUCUCUGUGGACCCUCUGAAGAUCUACCUAUUCGAGGAAGGCUUGGUUCGAAUAGCCACUCUACCGUAUGUUCACAAAGGGCGUUCGAAAUCCCGAUACAUGCAUCUCACGAACUAUAGCGUUAAUAAGAAGAAUUGUAUAUUUGUGAAAAACGAGGAUAUGCACUUUUUCGGUGAUGGCAGUUUGGGAGAAUUUAGUGACAGAGGUUCAGCUCGGUCCGAAUGUGCGCCGUCUGUCGCAAGCACUAAUAUGAGUCAUAAAUGGUCGUUACGGGAAUUGCAACAAAACUUGAUGGAAUGCGGGCUGGACUACGACAAGAUGAUGAAAGAUGUUGAAGAUGUUAUCAUUAAGACGAUUAUCUCGGCGGAGCCUCAAAUGGCCACCAACCUCCAUCGGGCAACUAACUACACUUCCUGUGCGGAGCUGGAUGCUCCUGUGCACCAAAAUAUAUUCGAGAUAUACGGUUUCGACAUUUUGCUUGAUGCAAAUUUACGACCGUGGCUCCUCGAGGUUAACGUGUGUCCGUCAUUUUCCAGCUCAAGCCGAUUAGACAAACGCAUUAAAUCUCAGAUGAUCGCUGAUGCAUUCACACUUGUUGGUUUCUGGCCAUUUGAUCGGUCAGGAGGGAAGAUAAGAGUCCCACAUCCGGGUAGUUGGAAACCUGAUGCAACACAGAAAAAUUGGGCAUCAAUAAUGGAUUGGCACGAUGAAGAACAGAGGGCUGGAGGUUUCAGGCGGAUUUUCCCUACUCGGGAUAACGCUGAGAAAUACGGAAAAUAUCUGCUCACUGAGCGAGCAUCAAACCUUCUAUUUCGACUGUGGUUGGAGGCUGGCGGAGCGAAGGUGUUCGAUCCGAACACGAAAGAGUUUUCAUAUAAACCUACAACGAUUCCCGCUCAGAUGGUUACUCGAGCUUCUGGUGAUAUCGAUUAUACUGGUAGGAACCCUGUUGGCACGCCUCAAAGGGUCCUGGGUGUGAAUAUGGGGAACCCCAUAUAUAAAUGUAUGGCUUUCAAAUGCCCUAAGGGCAAAGAUCUUGGCUCUUCAGUAUUUGCUUGGGCUCGAUCUUGGAAUGUACAAACCCACCCUGAUGGCCAUGACUACACUAUGGUUGAACGUGGGAAGCCUCGUUCAUGGGAUUACCCAAGGGUGUGGGAUGAGAUUUCUCAGGCCACGACAAAUUGUCAACUUGAUCCUGCUCCUUUACAACUGUUGGCUCUGUGCCUGGUCGCUCCGAGGGCCAUCAGUGACCAGGUCGCCAAUGGUGCUCUCAAGGAUCUGAAGGAUCACCAGAACUCUGACCUGCCAAAUAACUCUUGUUUGUUAGCUUGGCAGGAUGUCAACAAUAAGUCAUCUCCGAGUGAGAUUGCUGAUGCCUUCUCGAAGUUCAUUGAGGGUUGCCGUCGCAUGUCUCCCUGGCAAAGUCAAAGAACAGCCCCAACCAUGGAGUCGAGUCCUCGUGAGAAAAAGAUCAUCGAGAAGAUCGCUGAACUCUCGGACGGUACUGAGACUAAUUAG
Messenger RNA from Perkinsus marinus ATCC 50983, 1635 nucleotides. RefSeq lists its product as hypothetical. Bases 1 to 1635 code for a protein of 544 amino acids. Gene Ontology annotation, cellular component: cilium. NCBI's taxonomy places the organism in Eukaryota, Perkinsozoa, Perkinsida, Perkinsidae. The record is from RefSeq and is a predicted model, not a curated record. The transcript has 10 exons. Gene Ontology annotation, biological process: microtubule cytoskeleton organization; protein polyglutamylation. Gene Ontology annotation, molecular function: tubulin binding; tubulin-glutamic acid ligase activity.